CGUGUUCCUUUGGCUUUGGUCAGACAUUCAGCGAAAAUGGCGGCGUUCGGACGGCUUUCUCAAAUUCUGUCACGGUCCUCCCUGACUCAAACCCGACAGCUAUCAGCUGCUGCAGCUCAUGGCGAGCAAGCAGCAAAAACAUGGAAGAUCCUCACCUUUGUUGUGGCUCUCCCAGGUGUGGGAGUGUGCCUGUUGAACUGGUACCUGAAGAUGCAGCACCAUACCCAUGAGAACCCCGAAUUCACUCCUUACAGUCACCUUCGCAUUCGCAGCAAGCGUUUUCCCUGGGGAGAUGGAAACAAAUCCCUCUUCCAUAACCCUCAUGUGAAUGCCCUCCCCGAUGGUUACGAGGAACACGACGAGUAAUACAUUCAUCCUUCAGACCUCAUUUUAUCACCAUAUGAGAACAGAGGCUUACUAUUGCUUAACUCUGUUACUGGACCACACUCAACCUAUUCUGUUUACUUUUCUCUUUUUCAUUUACCUCGUUUACCUCUGUGCUCUAAUCACAGGGCACCCUAAAUGUUAGGAGUAUUGUUAUGGACCAUUCAACACAACACAUGUUUAAACUUAUUUGAAAUAAAGUAUGAAAACUAUAAUGCAAUUA
Messenger RNA from Hypomesus transpacificus, 607 nucleotides. RefSeq names its product cytochrome c oxidase subunit 6A, mitochondrial. Lineage: Eukaryota; Metazoa; Chordata; Actinopteri; Osmeriformes; Osmeridae. Gene Ontology annotation, molecular function: enzyme regulator activity. The transcript has 3 exons. The record is from RefSeq and is a predicted model, not a curated record. Gene Ontology annotation, cellular component: mitochondrial inner membrane. The coding region runs from base 37 to 366 and encodes 109 amino acids. Gene Ontology annotation, biological process: mitochondrial electron transport, cytochrome c to oxygen.